GUACUUUAAAAUCAGUCGCCAUGCCAACAGCUUGUUUAUGUUUAUGCUAACCCGUUUUUGCUCUUAUCGUGAUAUCGUUGAUUCCGCCGUUGAAAUUCCGAAUUCUAUAAAAAAAAACCGAAGGAAAUGUUUGCGGCACCGGAAAAGCGCCAUCAGCUGCGUCAAGCGGCUCUCCGUCGGGACGUGCAAACGGCCAAACAACACGAAAACUAUCAUCGCGAUUUUCAGCAAAUCCAACGCAAUGGCCAGCGGAGCUUGCAAAAGCGAGCCCAAACGGCUGACCACCAUGUACGGCAACUGGAGGCACAGCAACGCGAAGAAACUGUAAAUAGGGAGACCCGUCAGCGGCAACUUCAGGAAGAGGAAGAACUUGCGCUACGAAUACACGAAGCCAACCGACGGCGGAUCAACGAGGAGAAACUGCGGCAGCAGUUGCGCGAAUCAAAUCAAGAGCUUCGCGAGCUGGAAUCGAAACUUCGGGCAGCCUACGUUGCGAAAGGCCUCGCGGCACAACAAGCGGAAGCAGAGGCGAGACGCAUUGAAGAGCGGAUGGCAGCCCAGCGGGAGCAGGAAGAGUUAGAACAACUUCGUCUGAAAAAUAUGGACUAUAUUAAGCAGUGCCAGGAGGAGGAAUGGAAGCGUAAGCGCGAGCUUCGAGACGUCCUUUACAAUCAAAUGCAGACUGCGCAGCGUCGGAAGCAGAUACUCUACCAAGAGUUCCUCCAGGAGAAAAUGUAUCUCGAUGAAAUAUGCAAACGUAUUCAGGAAGAACAGUUCGAGGAGAUUCAACGCAAGAUGGAACUGCAGCAACGAACCCGUAAAGAGAUGGAAUAUUUUCAGGAGGCAAAAGAAAUCUGGCAGGAACGGCAAAAGUUGGCACUGGCAGAGGAGAACGAGCGCAUCCGGCGUUACCUGGAAAGUCGUGACGCAGAACAGGAGGAACAGAACAAGCGAAAGCUACAGAGUGCCCAAACAAGGGAGCGUCUGAACGAAAAAAUGGUAGCUGCACUGCAGGCUGACUACGAUCAAGCCCGCAAACGAGAGGAACUACUGCAGGAUUUGUACGCGGCCGAGCUGGACGAGCGGCAGGAGAAUCGCAUCCAGCACGAUCUGGAACAGCAGAUGCGGCGUCGCAUCGAGGCCCGUCUUGGGCUCGAGCGACAGAUGGUGGAAAUUGCUUGCCAAAAACAAACAACUGCCGAAGAAGAACGUAAGUUCAAGGACGAUCAACUGCGGCUGUGGGCCGAACGCGAUAGAAUCGAGCAGAUGACGGUGGAAAAGCGACGUCUGAAGCUGCUGGAGCAUCGUCGAGCGAUCCAGGAACUGCUUGAGGACCGACGACGUCGCCGGGCGGACGAGAUAAAGGAAACGAGGCAGCAGCAGUUGCAGUUCGAACAGGACGAGAAGCGUCGCCAAGAGAUAAUCGAAGAGGAGCGCAUCAAACUACUGAAGGAGCAUGUGACUGCACUGCUGGGCUUUCUUCCGCCGGGCGUGCUGAGGGAAAGCGACAGAGAGCACAUUCCGCUACCGAAAGGAAAGUUGGGUUAGAACUAGUUCGAGGAAGGGUUGUAGGGGUAGGUGAAAUUUUCAGUAAUAUAUUACAACCGAACACUGUUUCGGGAGGUAAACCGAUACAAGUUUGGCUUGGAGUGAUAGUCACAUCACCUCAAAGAUAGGUAAUUGUUCAUGUUCAGUAUCUUCAGCACUGCAAACUACUUACGAUAGGUAAGCAAAAUAGAAAAGUGAAUUAAUAUUAACUACCCUGAAGUUCGCUACCAGGUAUUGUUUGAGGGACCAAUGAUUGUAGGUAAACUUUUUAAAAGUAUAAAAAUUCAUCGAUUCGGGUUAAGCAUGAUAAAACUACACUCAAGAGCUAUCAUUACGAUAUUCUUCAAUCUGGUUUUAUUGAUGGAUUAAAUUACUAACAUCAGCAGUUUUUUGCACUUAGAAUGCGGAACGAUAAACAAGAGUGACGAGAGUUUAUAUUUUUGCGUUAUACUGUGUCCAGUUGUUCGGAUCAUUUAUUCGUCACUAAGCGCUAAUCAGUGUCACGGAAAGUUUUCCAGUAAAAGAUUUUUUUUCCGAAGUGAAAAAUACAGUUGCCCGUUAAGUAAGUGAAGCGACGCGUGCGGUUAAAAAGAGAGGUGCAAAUCAUAUGAAACUAGCUGACACUGAAAAAUCGAAACAA
Wyeomyia smithii (pitcher-plant mosquito) is the source of this 2188-nucleotide messenger RNA. RefSeq names its product meiosis-specific nuclear structural protein 1-like. NCBI's taxonomy places the organism in Eukaryota, Metazoa, Arthropoda, Insecta, Diptera, Culicidae. Gene Ontology annotation, biological process: cilium organization. The record is from RefSeq and is a predicted model, not a curated record. Gene Ontology annotation, cellular component: motile cilium. The transcript has 4 exons. The coding region runs from base 127 to 1548 and encodes 473 amino acids.